AUGGCUCAAGUGGCAGUCAUUACAGGUGGAGCAUCCGGAAUGGGUCUUGCUGUGGCGACGUCUCUCGCAAACAAGGGUUGGCACGUUCACAUCGCCGACUUAAACAGAGAUCUCGCCGAACGAGCAGCGCGAGAGCUUUCAGGCUCAUACUCCUGUACGAACGUUAGCGACUACGCGUCCCUCAGGUCGAUGUUUGACGGCGUCUUCCGGGAGAAAGGAGAGAUCAACUUCGUUUUUGCAAAUGCUGGCAUUGGAGAGAAACAAGACUUCUACGCCGCAGCUAACAAACAGGCCCUUGCUUCUCAACCGCCAGAGCUCGACAGAAACAUUGACAUAAAUCUGAAGUCCGUAAUCAACACUAGCUAUCUUGCCCGACAGUACAUGCGAAGGAACAAGACCCGCGGCCAAUCCUGCCUUAUCCUGAAUGCCAGUAUCGCAGGCAUCUACCCAGUCCGAUUUUGCCCCAUCUACACAGCUGCGAAGCAUGGCGUUGUAGGCUUCGCACGUGCAAUUUGUGGUUAUUUCUUUGAUGAUGACGGCAUCAGAGUAAACACGCUAUGUCCUGGCAAUGUACGGACUAAUCUGUUUCGUCCAGAGGAGUGGGACGUCUUCAAAAUAGAGUGGAUUGAAGUAUCUCAAAUCGUCAAAGUUGUGGAAAUGAUGCUUUUUGAUGAAUCGAUGAAUGGCAUGGUUGUAGAAGUUGCACCGAAGGAAUACUUCUUUCACGAGGCUCCUCCGUACUCGAACGACAACGUGAGGGCUACGUUAGAGAAGCCAACGUUCCGGAACAUGGGAAAGUCCGAUCCAAUGAACAAAUCCAUGUGA
This is a messenger RNA of Verruconis gallopava, 825 nucleotides long. RefSeq lists its product as uncharacterized. Lineage: Eukaryota; Fungi; Ascomycota; Dothideomycetes; Venturiales; Sympoventuriaceae. The record is from RefSeq and is a predicted model, not a curated record. Gene Ontology annotation, molecular function: oxidoreductase activity, acting on the CH-OH group of donors, NAD or NADP as acceptor. Gene Ontology annotation, cellular component: cytoplasm. The transcript is spliced from 2 exons. Bases 1 to 825 code for a protein of 274 amino acids.